AAAUUCUGCUGACACGCGCGCCCGUACGCUCCACCACUUGUGGACCCCUGGCCCAUCCCGCCUCUGUAUAAAACGUACAAUCCCUACCUCCUCUUCCCUGUGUAUCUUGUCUAUAGCCAUAGCUAGAGCUCCGUGAGAGAAGAGCACUCCAGAAGAGGGAAAGAGAGCUCUCGAGCUUCCACAGCCAUGGUGGUCACCGAGGAGCAGAAGAAGGGCGGCGAGAUGUACCAGGGGCACGAAGUUUGCCUGCCCAAGGCGGUGGAAUUGCUCCAGCAGUUUGGAUUGCCUGGAGGGCUCUUGCCCCUUGAGGAUGUCGAGGAAUGCGGCGUGGUGCACGACACCGGCUUCGUCUGGAUCCUCUCCAAGAAGAAAGUGGACCACUACUUCAAGCUCGCCAAGCGCAAGGUGUGCUACGGCACCGAGAUCACGGCUCACAUCGUCAAGAACAAGCUGGAGCAGCUGCGCGGUGUCAAGGCCAGAGAGCUGCUGCUGUGGGUGGACGUGAACGAGAUCGAGGUGGACCAGCGCGACUCGGGUAAGAUCCACUUCCGCGGCCUGGCCGGGAUCACGCGGACUUUCCCGGUGGAGUGCUUCGCUCCAGGCGAGUGAUGGAAGGAGCUCUCUUUUAAACCGGGAAGAGGGGGGGAUCUGGAAAGUUGAGCUAUCGGUUAGUUCCAUCUUUGAGUUCCUAGAGUAGUAAAACUUCCCUGGUGUUGUUAGUUUGCAAAGAAAGCACAAACUUUAAAUCGAACAAUUGUUCUAGCAA
This is a messenger RNA of Selaginella moellendorffii, 766 nucleotides long. RefSeq lists its product as uncharacterized. The record is from RefSeq and is a predicted model, not a curated record. NCBI's taxonomy places the organism in Eukaryota, Viridiplantae, Streptophyta, Lycopodiopsida, Selaginellales, Selaginellaceae. Bases 187 to 609 code for a protein of 140 amino acids. The transcript has a single exon.